AUGCCUGGUGAAAAAAAGCAGCGCGGCACCAGCUCUCGAGCUGAGCCUUAUCCGGUGCGAACUUCUUCUCGCAUUCGUGCGGCCCGCAACGCCUCCGAGCAGCCAGAGAAGAAGCACUCUAACGAGGCAAAGGAAGUCAAGAAAGUUGACGACGAAGAUGUCGACGAGGAGAUUUACCGUGAUUCUCUUCAAGUCAGGGUGGCCAGCUCUGGUGCUCUCCAGCCCUACCGUGCCCUGCCUUCGCCUGAUGAUGAUAAAACUGAGGUGACGGCUGGUGAAAUUGCUCUUCAAACCUAUGGAGUCGGGAUCAAAAUUGACAGUGUUCUUUGCAAGAAGCUGUCGGUUGAGCCUGCCCUCCGCGAGGUCAAGCAGCGCCGUCCCGAGAUGGCUCUCAACAUGACACGCCGCAGCAAUGUCGAGGCUUUCCUCGGCCAACUCACCGGAGUCUCCGUUGUGCGCCCGUGCAAGAACUGUAACAAAGGCCACGGCCCUUGGAACGAAUGUAUCAUCUACGAUGGUCAGAUGUGUGGCAGCUGCACCAACUGUUGGUUCAAUGCAAGUGGCUCUCGCUGCACCUUUCACGAGAGUAACCAGACCUCUAUCUAUGAACCUACUCCCAGGUACAACCCACGAUCUGCCGGAAACCCUACGCAGCACCAGCAGAUUGAGCAGGCUCCGGUUGCGACUACUCUUGUCAGACGUCAGCCUCGUCGCAACUACUCGACCCCUCCUCCUUCGCAGCAAUCUUCCCAGAACUUCAUGCAGCAAGUUGGGGUUCAUGUCAGCAACUAG
Molecule: messenger RNA, 792 nt
Organism: Fusarium sp. VM40
Lineage: Eukaryota; Fungi; Ascomycota; Sordariomycetes; Hypocreales; Nectriaceae
Source: the annotation of a GenBank genome assembly